CGCACAUUCCGUUUCAUCUCCUUUUUCCACGACUCGUGAGCUGCCAAGUGCUCCUUACUCUCACCUCGCCUUACUGCUUUAUCUCUGUCGCACCCACCCUCCAUCUUUCCCUAAACCAUCUGGUCACCUUAAACCCUCAAACGUUUGCGCCUUCCAUCGUCAAAUUCUUUCACAUACAUUUAUUUUUUAUUUUUCUCUCUCUUUUUCUUUUUCAAGGAAAAUUAAUCUUUUUGGUUUUCAUUUAUGGGGAAAAGAAAGAGGAGGUCCGAUAACAAGAAAACACCACCACCUCCAGACUUGGCACAAUGUGAACCCACGUUGGAUCUCACGUCCGAGCAGAGAUCUUCUGAACCGGCUGAAAGCAGUGCAACACAACGUCCACCGUCCUUUAUGGAAGCUUUGAAUAACUCUAUUAAGAAAUCCCCUCUCGAUCAAAACCAUGGCCCCACUUCUCAUUUGUUAUUGUCGAGAACUUCUCGUCAUACAUUGGGUCGUCAUUAUUCCAGACGAAACUCGAAUAUCACUUGUGAUGCCUCCCCUUCCAACUCCAAGGGCCCUCCAUAUGAUCAUAAGUUGUCAUUCAUACUAGACAGACAGGACAUUUCAGGCUCCCCAUAUAGUGACAGCCGAGGCCAAAUAUUCGUGAAACCUGAGAGGAUAAGGUCAAACUCAUUUGCCCAGAAUGGGGACUUGCGUAAAAUGGUGUGUAGGAUAUGUAAUAAGCGUCUAAGGAAGCAUCCUUUUGUGAUCGAUAAUUCAAUCUCUUCCAGUGAUCUUUCUGUUGUGGCAGUUUUAGUGUGUGGCCACACUUAUCAUGCAGAUUGCCUGGACCAGAAAACUGAUCAGGAAGAAAAGCACGACCCUACUUGCCCGCUUUGUGUAUGCCGGACAUAAUAAAAGCUUGAUAUGAAAAAGUUUGCGUGCGUUUGCAGGCUUUUUUUUCCAACUUGAGCUGGAAAGCAAGCAAUCAAUUAAAUUAGCAUGUUAAGGUCGAAAUGCACUUAGCAUCGGCACAUUAAUUAGGUUUCGAUGAUGUUAUGUGCUUUAUAUAUGAGUUUCAAUGGUGUUAUGUGCUUCAGAUAUGACUUUCAAGAUGAUGGAAGUUGAGAUAUAAUAAGGCCUUGAAAGGUUGAUUAGGUGUAGACUUGUAAUAUUUCUGCGCUUGUUGCCUUUAUAUGCUUAUAUAUGUUUGGCUAGUAGAAAAUCCUUAACAUAUGAUGUAUGGAUUGUGAUGCAUAAUAAGUUUUACUUAUUAUUUUUAUUUUGAAACUAGAUUUAUGAAUUUGUUCUGUUUGUGAUUUAAUGAAGGAUGGUUUUUUCGG
Molecule: messenger RNA, 1322 nt
Organism: Striga asiatica
Lineage: Eukaryota; Viridiplantae; Streptophyta; Magnoliopsida; Lamiales; Orobanchaceae
Source: the annotation of a GenBank genome assembly